This is a messenger RNA of Saccostrea echinata, 588 nucleotides long. Its product is annotated as CCR4-NOT transcription complex subunit 6-like. Lineage: Eukaryota; Metazoa; Mollusca; Bivalvia; Ostreida; Ostreidae. The record is from RefSeq and is a predicted model, not a curated record. The transcript is spliced from 4 exons. Gene Ontology annotation, molecular function: protein binding. Bases 1 to 588 code for a protein of 195 amino acids.
AUGCCUAGAGACAAAUAUGACAAGUACGACUCUCCUAAUCCUCGACGGACUCAUACAUUCAUGUCUGCCGAAGAUGUAGCGGCAGGAAAAAAGUCCACAUGGACUGAAUUAGAAAUUACUGGAACUGUGAGAAACCUGGGUCCAGAUUUAUGGAAACUACAGCAUUUGACCUCUCUGUACCUAAAUCUAAACAGCAUUACAAGAAUCCCUCCAGAAAUAAACAGGUUGACUAUGCUGACCUACUUAGAUUUGUCCAGUAACAAACUGAGGAGCUUGCCGUCUGAGCUUGGUGACCUUUCUCAACUCAGGGAACUUCUGCUCAACAACAACCUGAUCAGGAUGCUACCGUUUGAGCUUGGAAAGCUGUUUAAUUUACAGACAUUAGGUUUGAAGGGGAACCCAUUGAGUCCAGAGAUUCUCAAUAUCUAUAACCAGCCAAAUGGAACACAAAAGCUUCUCAGCUAUAUGUUGGACAAUUUACCUGCACCAGGACAAGGCUGUGAGUAUCAUUCAUCAUUUUUCUUUGUUGUUGUACGAGCUGGGUCAGCACCAAUGAAUGAGUUAGUGGAGAAGAUCAGGGGCAGAUAA